Penicillium maclennaniae is the source of this 2289-nucleotide messenger RNA. Its product is annotated as putative Rho guanyl nucleotide exchange factor. The transcript has 6 exons. Gene Ontology annotation, cellular component: cytoplasm. Gene Ontology annotation, molecular function: guanyl-nucleotide exchange factor activity. Gene Ontology annotation, biological process: regulation of GTPase activity. Lineage: Eukaryota; Fungi; Ascomycota; Eurotiomycetes; Eurotiales; Aspergillaceae. The record is from RefSeq and is a predicted model, not a curated record. The coding region runs from base 1 to 2289 and encodes 762 amino acids.
AUGAUGGAGUAUAAAGACGACGAGACGGAUAAGCUUCUACAAUCGCCGAACGAGAUUGAAAAUGAUCCGAAUACUGCAGAAAAGAAAGACACAGUACAAAGAGGCACGCCAACACAUCCAUUCAAGAAAUGGAUGGACAGUUUUCGAACUCGAAGGCGCGCGCCACCGACGCUUCCCGAACGAUAUGUCGAGGGUUGGUCGGACUCUUCGGCUACUGAGUUUCCAAUACUGAGCACAGUCCCCCGUCGUGGUUCAAUCCAAGACCAGUUUUGGGAAAGAUGCUCGGGGCGCUCAUCACAGCUUGGCACAGUCAAGACGGCCACCAUAAGUAUUGCGAGUCACAGCAUGGCUAGGUCGAGAGGAACUACGCAGAGCGCAACUACUCAAAGUGCUGUCUCGGAAAUGCGGAAUUCAGCCGACAGCUCUCGCCCAAUUUCGAGCAAUUGCAUGGAUGAAGCUGCAGAGCUACGGGCGACCAAGAGACGCCAGAUCUUACGGGAAUUGCUUGCUACCGAAACUGAUUAUGUUCAAGGGAUGAAAGCUCUUGCUGGGGUACUAUCCAUGCUCAACACCAGGCCCCAAAUAUACCACAAUGUCCAGCGAAUGUGUGAGAUCCAUGAGCACUUUCUGAUCCAACUUGAAAAAGUAUCGCCCAUGUCAGCGUCGCCUCACGGAGAUCAAGCUUCCGACCUUGUCUCCCGUGGUCUGUCAAAGCGCAUAGGUACCCUUGAUCUGCCAGGACUAAAGGGACUGCAAUCCAGAUCGCUGAGGACUCGAAGCUUCAAGGCAUCGAUCAAUCAGCACUACAAGUCUCUGAUAGCUGAGUCACUGGAGGGUCUAGAAGUUGCACGCGAAGUGGAGAAGCUGUCCGCAUCAUUCUCUGCUUACGAAGAGUUUUGCUCCAACUAUGAGCUCCUCGCGCAAGAUGUCGCCAUUCUACGCCACUCUAUUCCAAAUUGGUCGGCCUUCGAUCAGGGAAUUGAAGCACUGUCCAAGUCGGUUACCUCUGUGGAGAAGAGUCUCCGGGUUCUCGUUGCUCGUAUCAACUCGGCGACUGGCAACCCAGUCAACAAAGAUCGCAUUCAAAAGACCCUGCUUCUUCAAGAAAAGUUGUACUUCUCGGAAUCGUUUAUGUUGCGGGAUAUAUACAAAGAGCUCGGUCCACUGACACUUUGUGGCGUUCUUCAUAUCACUUACCAGACACCAGAGACCAUUGUCGGAGAGUUCAUGGUUUGCGUCCUUUUCAAUUGCUAUCUCAUUUUUGUCAAAGGUAUCGAGGACUUUCGUCGACUUCAGGUUGUGGCAUGUAUUUACUUGGGAGACUUGCGGAUGGACAGUACACAGAACGGACGAGGGCUCUACUGCUACGGAUGUCCAUUCUCGUGGAAGCUUCUCUUCCAGGACCAAGAAGAUAGCCACGAAUUCGUGCUCAGUGCAUCGUCUGCGACAGAAGAGAAACAGUGGAAAAUGGAGAUAUUGAAAUGUUCUGCAUCAUUGGCGGAGAUGGCCAACCCCGGGCCAGCAAUGGAUCCCAGGAAAUACUCCUUCAUGAAUUUGUUGCUGCUUCCUCUCGAUCGUGUUCGAUUUACAGCGACCUCCCUUCCCAGAAGAUCCUCGAUGGACGCGAUUACAGUGUCGCGCAAAGCCAAUGUUCAACAUGUUAUAAUCAGGAAGACCCAUUGUCCGCACACGUCCGAAGAAGCAGCGAGUCCACAAAGCGGGGAGGGAGAGUUUGAGAGGGCGAAGACACCGGUCACGCGCGGAGCACUGACUCUGAUCGCAAGAAGGGUGGAUCGAAUCCGACUGGAGCGAAUAAUCGCGGAUGUCUACAAUCGAGACGUGCUUCCGAUGCCGGGCAUGGUGCUUGGCCGAGGGGAUCUGUUCCGGCGGGGCUCGAUCAUGCGACGUCUUAGUCUCCACGCUGGUUUCACAAAACGAUCUAGUUCGGUCAAUCUCGAGAAUUCUGGUCUCGUGGUCGCCGAUACCCGAUCUGCGGAGGAACAUAGCGUCGAGGUAAAAUCAAUGAAAGCAGACCAUGAAGGGUUCACCAAUCAGCAAGACUCAAGGGACCCAGACUGCGAGCCUCCCAGGUCGCCAGCCACCCCAUUGGGACGCUCAAGGACUAUUCGCUUCCGAACAUCCAGGAAGUCUGCCGGGUCUGCCUCUUCGCCGCGCAGCGAGAAGUAUUCAAGCGAGGAAAGCAACUGUGAGACUCCUCCAUCACGAAAGAAGUGGGCGUCAACGAUCUCCCUCUUCAAUGUGCUUUCCCCGAAACAUCUCAAGCGUUGA